Messenger RNA from Astyanax mexicanus (Mexican tetra), 4617 nucleotides. Its product is annotated as protein sidekick-2. The record is from RefSeq and is a predicted model, not a curated record. The transcript is spliced from 16 exons. Bases 441 to 2696 code for a protein of 751 amino acids. Gene Ontology annotation, molecular function: protein binding. Lineage: Eukaryota; Metazoa; Chordata; Actinopteri; Characiformes; Acestrorhamphidae.
GGCUAGAUUGUGUACUUCGUUCAUCACAGAUAAUUAACCACAUCAGUGUGCUCUAAAAGCUCCAACUGACAGCUAUUCUGGGCUUGAGGAAGUGAAAGGCGUGCUCUGUAGAGGUGCCAGUCCCACACUGCUACUCUCUGCAUGUUUAUUUCCAUGCCUUUCAUUCUGCUGUCGAGCUUCUGACGAGCCUUGGUCGGUGGAGCUGUGAGGAACCUCUGUGAGGUACAGAGCUGAGGCUGCUGCUGGUCUGAGGAGUGCUACGGUAAUGUGUGUAUGGAGUCACGACACUGAGAGCCUCCUGAGAAGAGUGGGGAUGGUGUGUGUGUGUGUUGACGUGUGGUGAAGGAAGAAAUACCCCUCUGAGUUUCUUCAUUGAGGCUGUAACAGACCAGCACAGUUCAGCAGCAGCAGCAGCAGAGCCUCAACCUCAGACAGCCAUCAUGCGUGCACUCUCAGCAAUGCUGAGCCUUUCAUAUGGGUUUCUUAUCGGAUGGAUCAGGAGUCUUCCUGAAGUCUCAGCAGAGUGCAAAUGCAGUAUCUCUCCCAUAUGUGAACAGUGUAACUCCACUGAAGAAUCCAGUGUUUUUUAUUGCUUCGGGUGGCGGACUGCAAACAUAGUUGAUUACCGAUGCACGUGGACUCUAAAACAACAAAGCGCAUAUGAUCUCUUCAUCUACACAAAAAAGAAGAUUUGUAAAAAAAGAGAUUUGGAGAAUCAAAUGAAAACAAAGCCUUUUGCACUAGCAUUAUCAAAUAUGACUGCGUACGCCUUUGCAGUGAGUAAGGAUCGGAAGAAAUGCAUUUCUGCGACAUUCACAGGAUCUCCUGCAAAAAUCAUACAGUGCAGCCCACCCACUCACAAUAAUGUGACGUUCACACGAAGACAAGGCAGUUUAUAUGUAGCCGCUGUGUGGCAUGAUAACAGUGUUAAGCAGUAUUAUUUAAAAUACUGGGAACACAACAGCACAUCGUGCAAACAGGUGGAGUCCCAGAACAGUAAAGACUGCACUGUGGGAAAUCUUAGCUCAUCUCUGUCUUAUCAGAUACAGAUACAGUGUGUUGCCUCAACACUCUGUCCACAGUGUCCCUGGAGUGAGGUCAUCAGUAUCCCACAAGAAUUUGUUGAUGCACCAACCAUAACAGACAUAACUAAGAAGUUGAUGAAGACUGGAAAGAGGAAAGUGAUUGUGACGUGGCAGUAUGCUCACAGUGCAGCAGUGGACAGCUAUAAUGUAACAGUUCAGAAGGUGUCUGGAGAACUUGCUGGAGUGAGCAGUUACACCCUCAGAUCCACGACUAUAACGCUGAUUCUGAGCUAUUCUGCCUACAACUUCAGCAUCAGUGCCAUUAACAAAGCUGGAUCAUCACCUCCUGCAUAUGGAGUUAUUGAGGUCCAGGAGGAUCCAACCGUUUGGCAUGGGCAGUUUAACGUCAGUGUGAAAAGCAACAGAAGCUUCCAUCUCUCCUGGAUUAAAAACAUGUCCUGGACAUACGCCUGCUAUUCUGUAGAAUGGUGGAACACUGGAGAGAAAGCAAGUUAUCAGUCCUUCUAUGAGAAGAAACCCCAUCAUAAUGUUGUAACUCAGAACGCCACAUUUAAGCCGUAUAAGAGAUACAGCUUCUUCCUGCACGCCAGGCCUAAUAAAGACACGUGCAACCUGAAGAACAUGAACAACACUGAGAUGACCUACGGAAGAGCUCAGGCCUACCUCUUAGAAGAAACACCACUCGCUGCUCCUGGGAACAUAAGCGUCUCUAACGUUACCCAGAGUUCCUGUGUGCUCACAUGGCACCCAGUGGCUGAGGAGGACUUGCGUGGUUUCCUGCUAGGCUACAUCAUCUACUAUGUGGACACACAAGACACCAGUGAAAAAAACAUCACAGUGGAUCCUCACGUCAACAGCUACGAACUGCAGAAUCUGCAGAGCCGAAAUCAGUAUCAUGUGCAGCUGUCUGCGUACACGGCUGCAGGAGUGGGAAAGCGGAGUGAUUAUAUUUCCUGCAAGACAAAUUUAGAUGCGGUGGCUUUGGGUGGGAUGCUGGCGGCGGUUAUUGUGGGGAUCCUGAUUCUGUUACUGUCUGUUCAUCUCUGCUGUCGUCUUCUACAAAGAUCCAAGAAUCUGCUGUGGCCCAGUAUACCAAACCCCUGCAACAGUAACGCUGUGCAGAAGAUUGAAGGAGACCAGGAACUGGAGAUGCCUCUGUACAAGCUGGACCUGGAGGAGACUGAGGAACAUGUGACUGUGGUUGAGGUCAAAAAGGAUGCAUGCUGUUCCAGAGCCCUCAUUCUUCAGAACUGUGUGGAGGACACCUUUAUUCCUGCUACAGCGGCUACAGAGGAUACUGAGGCAAGCCUCACCAACUCCAUAUCUGCAGAUACCUUUACUACAGACAAUGAUGAGAAGAAGAAUCCUGCACUCAUCCCAGCAGCUCACCCCAGCAGUGCGGGAGACAGAGACAAUUCAAACGCUAGAGCGUCAGACUGUGUCUCCACAGCUGCAGCAGAGCCAGUCAUGGCCUUUGUUAGUGACUACACUACCAUGGAGCUGUUCCAGCAGAUCGCCAAAGCUGGGCUUCAGGAUCCCUCCAGCACAGCUGGCAGUUCAGGGACAGCGUCCUCAAACCCGGGACAGGACUAUAUUCGUCAGGCUCUCACUUACGGCGAGGACAUGCAGCAGGAGAGAUGCUUCCGAUGAUGAAAACUGUUUUGGGGGCUUGGGUAUCACUGUGCACUGACUUUAUGGACUCCUAUUUCUCUAUUGUACCCCUACCACCUCUUGUUUUUGAGUUGGGGACAAUUGGGACAAGCAAUCAAGCACCCGAUACAGAUAUAUAGCAGUGGAGCGCUAAAGUUCUGCAACCUACAGGUGCAAAAUGUGAAACUCAUAGUUUAUAUAGAUGUAUUACACACAGAGUGAUCAAUUUUAAGCAUUUAUUUGUUGAUUAUGGUUUACAGCCAAUGAAAACCUGAAAAAAUGAAAACCAAUGGGUACUUUUGGCAAUGUGCCAAGUCCUGCUGGAAAAUGAAAUCAGCAUCUCUAUAAAAGUUGUCAGCAGAAGGAAGCAUGAAGUGCUGUAUGGUUUUCUAGGAGAACACUGGAGAGACACACAGUCCAAACUGCUGGAGGUCUAGUGUGAAGUUUCCACAAUUAGUAAUGGUUUGGAGACCAUCAUAUAAGACCAGAUGGUGUAAAAUGGACUUUUGGUGUAGUAAAACAUGAUAAAAACUGCUUACCUUUGAUGAAGAGCACACCUCUGUCCUCCCACAGCGUUCCGAGAUCCAGAAAUUUUAACAGUUUGUCCAAACACCCUUCAGACUGGGUGACACAGGGCAUAAUUUUCCCCGAUAAAUAUUUUUUUCCACCGUUAUCCAGCUCAAAGUAGCUCCACACCUCCUUGCUAGGAUCCGGAGAGCACUAACAUUUAAAGCUCCACUAGGUAGGAUUGAGUUUUUGUGCUCGUGUGCUCCCCCUACAGUUGUAGAGUGUAAUAAAUGUUUCAGGCAGAUUAGUUUCCCUUUCUCGUUUUCUGGCUUUCACACACAUAUUCGGUCUCUUUCCAGCUUCUGCCAGAGUGUCUGUAUGUAUGUUUUUUAUAAAGAAUGAACCAGUAGUCCUUGUAGAACUGUUAGAACUAAAGGUCGGAAAGCAGGUUGCAGUUCUCGCGAGAGUUGGUCCCAACCGCCUCGGAAAACUUAGAGUCUGGUUUGAGCUCAGAGGAGCGCCGGCACAGACGCGAGAACACCGCUAUUCCUCCUAUUACACCUCAAUGCAGCGCUGCAGUGAGUUUCAAGCUGUUAUUUUACUUCUUUAAAAAGAUAAAAAAUUAAGGAAAUCCUACCUAGUGCUGCUUUAAAACGAGGCAUUAAUAACUUAAAAAGUGCACAAGAAGCUUAUUAAAAAACACUGUUUACAUCCUAUAAUGCAAGCUUCAGCUCCGAGUGCUGCCAUCAAUGUACUGAACAUAACAGACAUAUAUAGACAUAGACUCUGCAUAGCCUGACUACUGGCCCCGGCUGCUACACUAUGCGGACGCUAGGUAUAUAUAUAUGUCUAUGUUAUUUUCAGUUCAGUGGUGGCGGCGCUCCGUGUCAUCCAGUCUGAAGGGUUUUUGGACAAACUGUUAAAAUUUCUGGAUCUCGGAACGCUCUGGGAGAACGGAGGUGUGCUAUUAAUCAAUGGUAAGUAAUUUAUCAUGUUUUACUACACCAAAAGUCCAUUUUACACCAGAGUUCUUCUUUAACUAGCUAGUUUGUUCAUGAGAUGAGCUACUAGUGAUUUUUUCAUGCUUGUGAAGAAAAAUGGUACAAUAGUGGUUAUCAUAAUUAAUAACUAGAAAAAUAUUCAAUUUAUGGGUUUCUUUCAUUGCUUGUGCUGCCACCUUGCCACUGAUUCUCAUAGCCCUCUGUUUUGAGUGUGCCUCACGCAAAACAGAGGGGUAGGGCUAAGUGGUAGGGCCAAGGGGUGAAGUAGGAUUGUGCCCAGGUCUAGGAGAAAUUGUAAAAGUAGUAUAUCACAAUAUUUGAAAAGAUUUUCACAAUAAACACCAAUAUCAUAUUUACCUCGACACAUAUUAUUGCUAUAAAAUGCAUUAAUAAAUAUAUAUUCUUAAAAACUA